Tachyglossus aculeatus (Australian echidna) is the source of this 1341-nucleotide messenger RNA. Its product is annotated as keratin, type I cytoskeletal 25. The coding region runs from base 1 to 1341 and encodes 446 amino acids. The transcript is spliced from 8 exons. NCBI's taxonomy places the organism in Eukaryota, Metazoa, Chordata, Mammalia, Monotremata, Tachyglossidae. Gene Ontology annotation, biological process: hair follicle morphogenesis; intermediate filament organization. Gene Ontology annotation, molecular function: structural molecule activity. The record is from RefSeq and is a predicted model, not a curated record.
AUGUCUCUCCGACUUUCCAGUGGAUCCAGGAGGAUUUGCUCCCGUCCCCCGGCGAGUUCCGUCAGGCUGUCCGCCAGCGGUGCGGGUUUCGGGGCCGGGAAUGGCUGUGGGGUCCCGGGCAUCGGGAGCGGCUUUUCUUGCGCUUUCGGGGGCGGCUCGUCCGGAGGGAACCUGGGAAGCGCUUCUUGCUCGGCCUUCAUCGGGAGCGAGGGCGGGCUCCUGUCCGGCAACGAGAAGGUGACCAUGCAGAACCUGAACGACCGCCUGGCCUCCUACCUGGACAACGUGCGGGCCCUGGAGGAGGCCAACGCCGAUCUGGAGCAGAAGAUCAAGGGUUGGUACGAGAAAUUUGGUCCCGGCUCUUGCCGGGGACUCGACCAUGACUACAGUAGGUAUUUCCCUAUCAUCGAGGACCUGAGGAAUCAGAUUAUCUCUUCCACCACUUUCAAUGCCAGUGCCGUGCUGCAGAUCGACAAUGCUAGACUCACGGCUGAUGACUUCAGAAUGAAGUUUGAAAAUGAGCUGGCUCUUCACCAGACCGUGGAGGCUGAUGUCAAUGGUCUGCGGCGAGUCCUGGAUGAGCUGACCCUGGGCAGGACAGACCUGGAGAUCCAAUAUGAGACCCUGAGCGAGGAGCUGACCUACCUCAAGAAGAAUCAUGAGGAGGAAAUGAAAGCUCUCCAGUGUGCCGCCGGUGGGAAUGUGAAUGUGGAAAUGAACGCAGCCCCGGGGGUCGACCUGACCGUCCUCCUCAACAACAUGAGGGCCGAGUAUGAAGAUUUAGCUGAGCAGAACCGCAGGGAUGCUGAAGCCUGGUUCAACGAGAAGAGUGCAUCGCUGCAGCAGCAGAUCUCGGAAGACGUUGGGGCCACCACUUCGGCCAGGAACGAGCUCACGGAGAUGAAACGCACCCUCCAGACCCUGGAGAUCGAGCUCCAGUCCCUUCUGGCCACGAAACAUUCACUGGAAUGCUCCUUGACAGAAACGGAGGGCAAUUACUGCGUCCAGCUCUCCCAAAUCCAGGCUCAGAUCGGGGCCCUGGAGGAACAGCUGCAACAGGUCAGAAUGGAAACCGAGGGCCAGAAACUGGAGUACGAGCAGCUGCUGGACAUCAAGGUCUACCUCGAGAAAGAGAUCGAGACCUACUGUCGCCUGAUUGAUGGAGAGGAUGGUGCCUGUAAGUCUGGAAGUUUCAAGUCUACAGGUUAUGCAUCUGGUGUUCUGGCAAGUCAAAUCAAAGAGCCUUCCAAAACUCUCAUGGUUAAAAGGGUUCUUGAGGAGGUGGACCAGCGCAGUAAAGUUCUUACAACCCGGCUCCACUCACUGGAAGAGAAGUCCUAA